Brassicogethes aeneus is the source of this 282-nucleotide messenger RNA. The record is from the annotation of a GenBank genome assembly. Lineage: Eukaryota; Metazoa; Arthropoda; Insecta; Coleoptera; Nitidulidae.
AUGUUUUCCACAAUAUCACCCACAUUUGGGUUGGUACUUGGGGCGGCAGGUAUUAUAUUGCCACAUGCUAUAAGCUGUACAUGUGCCGCUAGUUGCGAUGACGAGACUGCAACAGGACCAGUUAGACCAUUUACUCCAUACAAAAGGAAGCGACGAAAAGAGAGCCAUCCAUAUAGAAGACCAAAUGAAGACGACAGCGACUACCAAUCUGAGGAAGAAGUGUGGCCCACAGCCUCUGCCCACCCAUGGUCGCGACGCAAUCGCUUGCGUAUCGGAACUUAA